AUGGUUAAGGAUACGAAGUUUUACGACACCCUCGGGGUUGACCCGUCGGCCACUGAGGCUCAACUGAAGACCGCCUACAAGAAGAGUGCUCUCAAGUACCACCCUGACAAGAACCCCAACAACCCAGAGGCCGCCGAAACGUUCAAGGACAUUACCAAAGCGUACGAAGUUCUGUCCGAUCCCCAGCAGCGGUCCGUCUAUGAUCAACUCGGCGAGGAGGGUCUUGAAGGUGGCGGUGCCGGUGGCAUGGGUGCCGAAGAUCUCUUCGCACAAUUCUUUGGCGGUGGAGGUGGCUUCGGUGGCAUGUUCGGUGGUGGUAUGCGGGACACGGGCCCCAAGAAGGCUCGCACCAUCCACCACGUUCACAAGGUCAAUUUGGAAGACAUCUACCGCGGCAAGGUCUCCAAGCUGGCUCUCCAGAAGUCUGUCAUUUGUUCUACCUGUGAUGGCCGUGGUGGUAAGGAUGGCGCCGUCAAGUCAUGUACCGGCUGUAACGGUUCGGGUAUGAAGACCAUGAUGCGCCAGAUGGGCCCCAUGAUCCAGCGCUUCCAGACCGUCUGCCCCGACUGUAAUGGUGAAGGAGAGAUCAUCCGUGAGAAGGACCGCUGCCGCAACUGUCACGGUAAGAAGACCGUUGUUGAGCGCAAGGUCCUUCACGUCCACGUCGACCGUGGUGUCAAGAAUGGCCACAAGAUCGAGUUCCGCGGCGAAGGUGACCAGCUCCCUGGCGUUAUGCCUGGAGAUGUUGUCUUCGAGAUUGAGCAGAAGCCCCACCCCCGAUUCCAGCGCAAGGAAGAUGACUUGUUCUACCACGCUGAGAUCGAUCUUCUCACCGCGCUUGGCGGUGGAACUCUUAACAUUGAGCAUCUUGACGACCGGUGGUUGUCCGUGACGAUCGCCCCUGGCGAGGUUAUCACUCCUGGCGCUGUCAAGGUCAUCAAGGGCCAGGGUAUGCCAUCUUUCCGCCACCACGACCACGGCAACCUCUACAUCCAGUUUGACGUCAAGUUCCCCGAGAGGGACGAACUACAAAACCUCAACCUUCUCGAGCAAGUUCUGCCACCCCGCAAGGAGCAGGCCCAGGCUCCUUCAGAUGCUAUGGUGGACGACUUCGAACUGGAAGACGUUGAGGGUGAUGGCACCUCACAAGCACGCGCCCACGGCGCGGCCGGCAUGGAUGAUGAUGACGAUGAUGUUCCUCCUGGUGCUGAGCGCGUGCAAUGCGCUUCUCAGUAA
Molecule: messenger RNA, 1236 nt
Organism: Aspergillus versicolor CBS 583.65
Lineage: Eukaryota; Fungi; Ascomycota; Eurotiomycetes; Eurotiales; Aspergillaceae
Product: type I HSP40 co-chaperone YDJ1
Exons: 4
Coding region: 1-1236 (411 amino acids)
Biological process (GO): response to heat; protein refolding
Cellular component (GO): cytosol; nucleus; cytoplasm
Molecular function (GO): ATP binding; Hsp70 protein binding
Source: RefSeq, a predicted model, not a curated record